Messenger RNA from Australozyma saopauloensis, 1674 nucleotides. RefSeq lists its product as uncharacterized. The record is from RefSeq and is a predicted model, not a curated record. NCBI's taxonomy places the organism in Eukaryota, Fungi, Ascomycota, Pichiomycetes, Serinales, Metschnikowiaceae. The coding region runs from base 1 to 1674 and encodes 557 amino acids. The transcript has a single exon.
AUGUCUCGCCAGGUAUUCUCCACCAUAAAAGAAGAAAAACCGCCCCGAUCACCGCUCUGGUACAAUGGGGCAAUGGAAGAUUCGGACCCCGAAGAUUCGCCGUCUCAUUUUGACCUUCUAGCCGCCGCGCUGACGCCGCUACGCGUCUGUACCGAUAAGAACUCGGUAUUUGCUUCUCCAACCAAAAGAUUAGAUAAUUUGAGAUUGUCACCACAUAAGCAGAGUGGCCUACGGCAGCAAAAGCCCAUCGAGAUAUUUCAGGAUAGCAUUGAGCUUCUGCAGAAGCACCAGGACCUAGAUGGGACUGAUAUCAAUGGAACAGCGCUCGAUGCCGAUACAGAAGUUUCUCGUGAGGAUACAGAAGAAUUUGAUAUUCGAAUUGCUCCUGAAGAUUCGGGGCUGGAAGGCCUGUCACCAGCAGACUUGGCAGACCAAACCAUUGUAGAAGAGUCUAGUUCAGGUGAUGACGAACCGCAACAAUUGUUCUCGCACCAUCGUCUGCUGCCCAUCUUCAUUCGCAAACGUAAACAUACAGAGUCACCCAUGGUGAUCACACCUCAGGCGCAGGCUCGCCAUCCUUUGUCUCAAAGCUCGUUCACGUGUGAUAUGUCUGGGGUAGUCACAGCAGAGUCCGCUAACAACACCACGUUUAGUGUCCUGAAACUAAGUUUUUCUGCAUCCGACUCCACGCCGUGUCCACCGCAACCUCGAAAACGACUCAAGUUCAAACUGCUGCUGCUGCUGCUGGUACUUCUACACAAUAAUCUGGAAGAUACUCCAUCGCAACCGUCUAGGGUUGGAAAACCGGUCCUAGACCUCUCUGCCUCUAAAAAACUUGCCGCAUCGUCUGUUCCUCUACUCACUAAACUAAACCAUGCGAGCGCAAGCGAUCAAGAUAGCGAUGAACAUGUCGAGAGCACGGAGACUGGAUCUUCGAUGCACUCGUCAAGGCUUGAGCCGUCUUCAACACCAAUUAGCCAGUCGACUCCAGCGAACUCUCGCGCCAACUCACCUAGCCCGUAUGAGGAAAUGUCUGAUACCGAAGUUGAUGGGUAUAAGUUUGUGCGUCCCAGUACACAAUCCAAUUUUCAGACACCAAUCAAUCGAUAUCCUGUGGCAUCGGCACCCACUCCAAAGUCACAGCAGCUUCUCAAUUCGUACAAUUCCAGCAACUUCUCUGCUGGAAGUGGCUCUUGUAGGUACAAGAUCAUCGGAAACGUACCGGUUUCUGCUGCUGGAUUGAUGGAUGAAAACAGUGAUGAUGUCCAUAUUGGCGAUAAGCGCAUCAACGAUCCAUAUGUAUCAGCGCCCGCUUCCAGUCCUUCACCUGGACAUCUGCUUCUGUCUGCGGCAUUGUUGGAGAAGUAUAGCACGUCACGGGACAAGCUACCUCUUUUAGAACAUUUCCAGCGAGACUUGCACCCUUCAGAGAUGGAUGAUCUCAUUAAUGAUGGCAAGUCAGUUUGGGCAUUCUACAAGAUGAUCCUUCUGGCGCGCUUAACAGAUCUACACAUGAUAUCUUUUCUCAAGAAGGAGAGGCUUCGGUGGCAUCCUGACAAGUGGGUGCAUCGAAUCCAAGGGUCGGGGUUUGAGAAGAGUAACAUUGACAACCUCAGCAAGGUGAUCAAUGCGUUCAUCGAGGAGAUCAACAACGGGUUUCGAGAUGCAGUCUGA